AAACAAAAAUACUAGAAAACGACGGCGUACGAGGUAUGCGUAUGGAUUUUGGAUUGUGAACUGUGGCGGUGAAGAGGUGAGUGACACUGAUCUUAAGUCUUAACCACCGAUCCACGGCGGCGCUUUUUGAUAAACUUUGGAGCUUUAAAGGGUUUAAGAGAUAUGUCAAGGUUUCGUGCAAUGUGGCAAGCUUCUUUGAAUGCUACAAAGAAAGCUCUUGCAUGGAAUGCUGAAGAUUUGAUGCCUCCUACUGAGACACAUAUAUUCAAUUUCAAUUCGAUGGAAGAGUUGAAAAAGUGGCAUUUAUAUUCAGAUUCUGAAUAUGGAGGGUUGUCCUCAGCAUCUCUAGAGAUUGCAGAUACAGGAAAUGGAUUGAAAGGGGUUUUCUCUGGGAAACUUUCCCUGGAUGUAAGUGAGGGUUCAAAGUGGAACAUUAGCCGAGGUGGCUUCUGUGGGAUGCGGUCCAAGAAGUUUGAUGGCUUCAUUGACUUAGAUGCAUAUGAUACAAUAGCGCUAAAGUUGAAAGGAGAUGGAAGAUCUUACAUAUCUACUAUAUACACGGAGAAUUGGGUGAAUUCACCAGGACAGCAAGAAGAUAAUUCAUGGCAAUCUUUUGUUUUUGUUCCCAAAGAUAACUGGUAUAUUGCAAAGAUUCCUCUCGCUAGAUACUUGCCAACAUGGAGAGGAAAUGUUAUAGAUGCUAACUUGGAGAUGAAUCCAGCUCGUGUUCUCAGCAUGUCUCUAUCAGUCAAUGCAGAAGGAGGUGUCCCAGGUGCUAAAACUGGACCAGGUGAUUUCAGAGUUGAGAUUGAUUGGAUCAAAGCCUUCAGAUCAGUAUAACCACGACAAACUAAAAACUCAGGAGUAUCGAUCACUGUUUCUCUGUUAGUGUAAUAAAGUGUUCUGUUAUGUUCCAAAAGGAAAUAUGUUUCAGUAAUAUGUCAGCAUAAUUAUGUAAUCAUGAACAAAAAUUACCAGGCAAGUUUUUUUCUGA
This is a messenger RNA of Pistacia vera, 994 nucleotides long. RefSeq names its product probable complex I intermediate-associated protein 30. Gene Ontology annotation, biological process: mitochondrial respiratory chain complex I assembly; mitochondrial electron transport, NADH to ubiquinone. Gene Ontology annotation, cellular component: mitochondrion. The coding region runs from base 163 to 840 and encodes 225 amino acids. The transcript has 8 exons. NCBI's taxonomy places the organism in Eukaryota, Viridiplantae, Streptophyta, Magnoliopsida, Sapindales, Anacardiaceae. The record is from RefSeq and is a predicted model, not a curated record.